This is a messenger RNA of Prionailurus viverrinus (fishing cat), 1615 nucleotides long. Its product is annotated as carboxypeptidase A4-like. The record is from RefSeq and is a predicted model, not a curated record. Gene Ontology annotation, biological process: proteolysis. The coding region runs from base 1 to 1239 and encodes 412 amino acids. The transcript has 13 exons. Gene Ontology annotation, molecular function: metallocarboxypeptidase activity; zinc ion binding. Lineage: Eukaryota; Metazoa; Chordata; Mammalia; Carnivora; Felidae.
AUGAGUGUGAGGGUGAGUGAGAGGAGGUCACCAGCCAUCGCGUUGGUGGCAGCUGGACAGCCCGAGGUGUGGAAGAGGACCAGAGUUAGCAAGAGCGCGGAGAUCACCUGUGGGGAGCAGCAGGGCCCAGCCAGUGGCUUCUCCAGUGUGGCCUCAACAGCUCCGGGGGGAUGGGCUCAGCUGCCCACCUCCAAGGACCCUGUGGAGACUGGACGCCUUGGGAGAAAGGACCAAGUUUUUAGGAUUAACGUCAGAAAUGGAGACGAGAUCAGCAAACUAAGUCAGCUAGUGAACUCAGACAACUUUAAGCUUGACGUUUGGAAAGCUCCUUCCACCUUCAGUCGUCUUGUGGAUGUCCUGGUCCCAUCUGUCAGCCUGCAGCCCGUCAAAUCCUUCCUGAAGUCCCAGGGCUUAGAGUACUCGGUGACAAUCGGAGACCUGCAGGCCCUUUUAGAUCACGAAGAUGAAGAAAUGCAACACAAUGAAGGGCAAGAGCGAAGCGGUAAUAACUUCAACUAUGGGGCCUACCAUUCCCUGGAAGCGAUUUAUCAUGAGAUGGAUAGCAUUGCUGGAGAUUUUCCUGAUCUGGCGAGCAGAGUGAAGAUUGGGCAUUCAUUUGAAAACCGGUCCAUGUAUGUACUGAAGUUCGGCACUGCAGAAGGCGGGCGGCGGCCGGCCGUUUGGCUGAACGCAGGCAUCCAUUCCCGGGAGUGGAUCUCGGUGGCCACAGCGAUCUGGACUGCGAGGAAGAUUGCAUCUGAUUACGGGAAGGACCCAACCAUCACCUCCGUCUUGGAGAAAAUGGAUAUUUUCUUGUUGCCUGUGGCCAAUCCUGACGGAUAUGUGUACACACAAACUCAAAACCGAUUAUGGAGGAAGACACGGUCCAUAAAUCCUGGAAGCCGUUGCGUUGGUACUGAUCCAAACAGAAAUUGGAAUGCUAGUUUUGCAGGAGAGGGAGCCAGUGACAACCCUUGCUCUGAAAUAUACCACGGACCCCAUGCCAAUUCGGAAGUGGAGGUGAAGUCGGUGGUAGAUUUCAUCCAAGAACAUGGGAAUAUCAAAUGCUUCAUCGACUUGCACAGCUACUCACAGCUGCUGAUGUAUCCGUAUGGAUACACAGUGAAGAAGGCCCCAGAUGCUGAUGAGCUGGACAAGGUGGCGAGGCGUGCGGCCAAAGCUCUGGCUUCCCUGUCGGGCACGACGUACCAAGUGGGUCCUACCUGCACCACUGUCUAGCGAAUGAUCCAAGAGAGCGCGGUGGAAGCCACAGUGUUUCUGGUCUAGCCUUGAAGGCCACACACCAUCAUUUCUGUAGCCGCCUGUCAGUUACCCAGGACAGGUCAGCCCUACUCACUGUCGGAGUGCACUGUACAAGGAUGUGAAGACCAGGAGACAAGGAUCACUGGGGCUGUCUCGGGGGCUGCCUAUCAUACUCUGUGCAGACUGGUUCUGAGUGACCUGAAGGAGUCUCCACAGUGAGUUAGUGACAAGACCCAGCUAGUGGGAGCAGCGUUGACUGGGCAUACGAUAAUGGCAUCAAGUAUGCGUUCACGUUUGAGUUGAGAGAUACCGGCCACUAUGGCUUCCUCCUACCAGCCAACCAGAUCAUCCC